GUCCGGGGCUGCUGAUUGGCGGAACGGGCCGUCGCUUAGCCGGCAGCCCGGGAUAAAGUUGGGCGGCGAGGCCCAGUAGUCCCUUGUAAACCCCCGACCGUCAGCCUGCUGUGUGAGUGUCGAUAACCGACCACAGUGACCCACUCACCCACCGAGACCGGCCGUUAGCCAGCCAUGGACGCCAUCAAGAACGGCUGGUUCACCGAAACCUCCAGCCUGUGGCCGGGCCAAGCCAUGUCCCUGGAGGUGGAUAAAAUCCUUUACAACCAGAGGUCCCCUUUCCAAGAUGUGGUUGUCUUCAAAAGCAAAACCUAUGGUAAUGUCUUAGUGCUGGAUGGUGUGAUACAGUGCACUGAAAGGGAUGAAUUUGCUUACCAAGAGAUGAUUACAAAUCUAGCUCUCUGCAGCCAUCCUAACCCUAAAAAGGUACUUAUUAUUGGAGGUGGUGAUGGUGGUGUGCUGCGGGAAGUGGUCAAACAUUCAGCUGUGGAGUCUGUAGCACAAUGUGAAAUUGAUGAGGAUGUAAUAAAGGUUUCUAAGCAGUACCUUCCUGGUAUGGCAGUGGGUUUCUCGAGCUCCAAGCUGAAACUUCAUGUUGGUGACGGCUUUGAGUUCAUGAAAGAGAACCAGGAUGCAUUUGAUGUAAUUAUCACUGAUUCCUCAGAUCCAGUAGGGCCUGCUGAGAGUUUAUUUCAGGAGUCUUACUACCAGCUGAUGAAAAAUGCCCUGCAUGAAGAUGGGAUCCUUGGUGCCCAAGGUGAAUGUCAGUGGCUGCACCUCGAACUCAUAAAGGAGAUGCGGAGAUUCUGUAAAUCUUUGUUUCCUGUAGUUGAAUAUGCAUACAGCACUAUCCCUACGUACCCCAGUGGACAGAUUGGUUUUAUGUUGUGCAGUAAAAAUCCUGACACUAAUUUUCGUGAACCUGUGAGACAACUGUCAGCAGAGGAAGUGGACAGAAUGCAACUGAAAUAUUACAAUGCAGAUAUGCAUCGAGCAGCUUUUGUUUUGCCAGAGUUUGCCAGAAAGGCACUUGAUGCAUAAAGCCAACUCUAUUGCCUGAUGUUUGUCAUCAAUACUGGAAAAAGUUUUUACAAAUUCUAUCAUCGGUUUAUAAUGGGCCCAUAAUGUACCAUACUGAAAUUAACCCUUUCCUGUCUUCAAAGAGGAAAAUUAUCAUUCGACUGCCCAGGAAACCAGGAAACAGCAGCUGUUGUUGGGAAUAAAAGGCCAUGUUUCCGUUCUUUUUGUAGGAAAUCAGAGCUCUGUGAAUUUUCUUUCCCCACACCCCCACCCCCGGACUGUUGGGUGAUCUCUGAUUCUUGUGGAGUUGGCCAGGUGUGCAGCGGACCUCUAGACCUUUGUAAGGUCAGCUGACUAACCAAUUACCUGCAUUUUAGAUACUGCACAUGGCUGACAGCGUGGACCACUGAGGCCUUAGUCCAUGAUGGCCCUAGACUGGAAAGGGUUAAAGUUUUAAAGAAAAUAUUAAUAAAAAUGCAACCAGAUAAUUCUUGGAACUUGAA
Molecule: messenger RNA, 1523 nt
Organism: Stegostoma tigrinum
Lineage: Eukaryota; Metazoa; Chordata; Chondrichthyes; Orectolobiformes; Stegostomatidae
Gene: srm
Product: spermidine synthase
Exons: 8
Coding region: 175-1041 (288 amino acids)
Biological process (GO): spermidine biosynthetic process
Cellular component (GO): cytosol
Molecular function (GO): spermidine synthase activity; S-adenosylmethionine-dependent methyltransferase activity
Source: RefSeq, a predicted model, not a curated record